AGUCACAUCUUGUGAGACUGCUAGUUUAUUUUUCUCUAAGAGCCCUACUCUGGUCUUCGGACAGAACAUGGGAUAUAAACGGAGAAAGAAAGCAAGGAUAUACAAGAAGGUACAGAAGAGACGGAGACAACGCAAAAGAAAGCAGGCAGUCAAGAGACAGGCAAGAAGAAAUGCAUUAGUUGCAGGUAUACAAAGAGGCUGGGACCGAUUGGCAGGAUUUAUGAAAAAGAAAAAAGAUCAGUUCCUAAAGUCAUGUAGAAGAUGUCCCAGAUUUUGGCAAGUGAGACAAAGGAGAAAUCUGGACAUUGCUGAAGAUCCAAGACAAGGAUGCAGCCAUUGGGCAAGCCAGACAAAGCUGCCAGAGAAAGAGGUGACCGGAAAAAAAGACUGCAAAACAGCCAUACAAAAGCACUGGGAUACAUUUGCGGGUUUUCUUACAAUGAAAAAAAAUCAAUUUGCAACAGCUAUUAGCAGAGGACACCCAGAAAUCCCAUCGGGUCAGCAAAGGUCAGAAACUGUGCCAUUAACAGUUGAAACAUUUACUUUCCACUCCCUUCUUGGAAAGGGAGGUUAUGGCAAAGUAAUGCUCGCCACAGAUGCUAUUCAUAAGGAAAACGUGGCAGUUAAGAUAUUAAAGAAAAGAGCACUAAUUGAAUCCUCAAAGAGAAGACAACGAAAACGUGAGUACAUUUCCACAGAGUGUCGGGUACUUCAGUUGGCACAUGAGAGUGAAUUUCUGACCCAUGGAUAUGCAGCCUUACACACAGACAGCUAUCUAUACUGUGUAAUGGAACUGGCUGGCGGAGGGGACCUGUUCCAGUUUCUGAAAAAGAACGAAUUCCUGGACCCAUACACAAUAACAUUUAUUGCAGCAGAACUGGUCUGUGGCUUGCAGUUCAUGCACUCCAGAGGAAUUAUACAUCGAGACCUCAAAUUGGGGAACGUUUUGCUGACCACUGACGGGCAUGUAAAGAUCACAGACUUCGGUCUGGCCCAAAGGAAUGCAUAUGGAAAAACCAAAGCCACAGUACUUUGUGGAACACCUGGCUACAUGGCUCCAGAAGUUUUAACUCGCCAGCCAUACAAUGCCGCUGUAGACUGGUUUGCAUUUGGUGUUAUGCUCUAUCUACUCAUCUUGCAAAAGCACCCAUUUCCUGGAAAUGCUGCCGUGAAAAACAUAAGGAUCCUUGAGCGAGAACCAACAUAUUCAGGGCUUACUGAUCCUGUAGCAAAGGACGUUUUAUCCCAACUCCUGUGCAAGGACCAGUCCCUACGGCUCGGGGUAAAUGGCAAUGUGAGGAAACACCGCUUCUUCUCCUCAAUCAACUGGAAGGAGAUAGAAACUGGAAAAGCAGAGUCCCCAGUCAAACCACACAUGGAGUCCAUGGAUAUAGAUGAAAAACAACAAAUUCCUGUGUCCUACGGUGAAGCUGACAAAAAGAAAAUUCCUGCCAAGUACCAGAGACUUUUUGAUGACAUCCAAUUUGUCUGCCCUAAAUGGGGUAAAACCUAUCAUAACGUGCCAAUGAAACCAGAUGCUAUAUCAUCGGUUGAUGGCGACGUGCACAACAACAACUAGAAACAUCUUAUACCUGCUGCCUGCUCCUACUCCGGCUACGUCUCUGUCGAUAUAAAAAGAUUACAGGCCACUAGAACAGUGAGCGGUGAUCAGCUGAACAUCUUA
Pseudophryne corroboree (corroboree frog) is the source of this 1684-nucleotide messenger RNA. RefSeq names its product protein kinase C delta type-like. Bases 68 to 1579 code for a protein of 503 amino acids. Gene Ontology annotation, molecular function: protein serine/threonine kinase activity; ATP binding. Gene Ontology annotation, biological process: peptidyl-serine phosphorylation. The record is from RefSeq and is a predicted model, not a curated record. Lineage: Eukaryota; Metazoa; Chordata; Amphibia; Anura; Myobatrachidae. The transcript has a single exon.